Molecule: messenger RNA, 5105 nt
Organism: Aspergillus ibericus CBS 121593
Lineage: Eukaryota; Fungi; Ascomycota; Eurotiomycetes; Eurotiales; Aspergillaceae
Exons: 3
Coding region: 278-4885 (1535 amino acids)
Biological process (GO): deadenylation-independent decapping of nuclear-transcribed mRNA
Cellular component (GO): P-body
Molecular function (GO): protein binding
Source: RefSeq, a predicted model, not a curated record
CUCUCGCUGAGCUUUCUCUCUUCUCUUCCCUUUCCUUUUCCCUUUCUUCCCUUUUCUCCCCUUCCCCCCCCUUCGUUCCUGUACUAUAGUCCGUCCUUCGUCUUUUGGUAUUCUUGCGGUUCUGCUUGCAUUCCUUUCGUGUUUCACGAGAUUUCGUGUCCUUUCUCUCGCGCUCUCUUUCCUUCGUCUCUUGUUGGCUCUCGAAAGAGAGCUCUGCACCCACUUUGGAGCUUGGAUUUCGUUUGGAGGUCGCCUUUUUGCACGGCGAGUGACAGAAAUGUCCACCCCCAAUGAUCUUCAGGCCCUGCUGGCGAGCAUCAGGCCGCGCCCCUCGCCAUCGGGCACCCCUGCUCAUGAGGCUCCUAUGCCGCAGCAGCACCCCGGCCAGUACCAGCCUGGUUACCGCCAGCAGCAGCAGUUCCAGCCACCCUAUGAGGGCCACGGCCAGAGCUACCCUCACCCUCAUCUUCAGCAGCAGCAGCAACAACAACAUCAACAACACCAUCAUGUCCACCAACACGGCUACCGUCACCCUUCCGUCUCGUCGAACAUUCAUAGCCCUUCACCCGUCAAUACUCCGCCUCACCAUGGAUCGGAUAUUCUUAGCCCGAAUGCUUCUACGCCUCGCGCGGACAUGUAUCCUCAGCAGCCGCACCAUCAGCCGUUGGCUCAAAACCCCGACCGUGCCGUCAACCUCUUGAACCUUCUGAAGUUCAACCAGCCCCCGACCGCUCCUGCCCAGCAGCAGCCGGCGGCGGCGGGCAUGGAUCAGCCAAGAUACCCCCAGGCGCGUGCAGCUGCCCCCGAGGAGGCGUCCAAGGCUCACGCGAGAAACAUCUCCGCGUCCGACCUGGUGGCGUCCCUCUUUGGUGGACAGGGUCAAUCCACUGCACCACCUGUGAGACCGACUGGUACUCACCCGGGUCAGCUUGGGUCUGUGGGUGCUGGGUCUGGCGUCGCAGAGAGCUCUUCGUCUGCUGCUCCGACCGCAGAGAAUACCCAGGAGAUGUUGCUUCGUCUGCUGAACCGCCCCAAGCCCGCUCAGGACGUCUCAGAGGGACCGGUGAGACCUGUUUCUCAGUCUCCCUCUGUUGUUUCGCCCGUGAAGUCCCCUGUGCCUGAGGUUGAGUUGAGCAGUAUUCUGACGCCGUCUGAUCAGGUUGUCCAGGAGCCUCUGACCCGUCCGGAAGAAGUUGUGUCUGGGAGACUGGACAAGUCCGCUUCCGGAAAGGAGUCGAUGUUCACCUACGUCAACCCGUUUGAUCAGCUGGCCGCCGCCUCCCCUCGGAACCGGACCCCUCAACCCAAGUCUCGGAGCGAGAGUCCGGCCGUGGAGAUCAUGAAAAGCAAGAGGGUCAGCAUUGUUACGAAGAAUGAGAAUGCGCCGGCGCCGGACCCGGUGGAGACCCCCGAGGGGGAACGCGCCACGUCGCCCAUCCUGGCCGAAGAGCAGAGAGAAGCUGUUACUCAGGUGGUCGACAAGCUCGUGGAGGAAAUUAGCCGUGAAGUGGAUAGUGCUGCUUCCAAGUCUGUGGAGGAGAAGGUAGCCCGGGUCGCGACAGCUCAAGAAGACAGCACCCAAGCUGUGAUCUCUUCUAUUGCUUCCAACCUGCGGGAGACUGCCGCGGAAGCAAAGGAGGAGACUGACGCUGCUGCCAGCAAUGUGGAGAAAGAGGAUGUUGAAGCCGCCGCUACGCCCGCUGCUGCGAAGGAGACUUCUAACAGUACUAGCGGUGAUGCGCUGGCCGAUAGCUGGGAGAGUGCCGAGGACAGUGCCGAGAAGGAGGAGGAGCGUGUUGUCUCCGUGCACAACUUCCCCUUGAAGCCCUUUAUCUCCAUUAUUGUCAAGGCCCACACCGGGAAACUGGCAACUCUCCGAGAUGAUGGUAUCAUGGACAUCGCUAGACUGAAGAAGGACUUCGAUCAGCUGGACCGCUCGUUGACGUCCGCUACUUCGGACUACAUUGUCUACGCUUUGGCCAAGAACGGAGGCAUGCGCAUCAUUCGUCAGGACGAUGGAAGUGACAAGCAGGCGUUCCGUGCCGUUCGCGACCGAAUCUUCAACGUCGCUGUCUGCACCUCUCAGGCGGCAACCGGCCGCAGCACUGAGGAGCAGGCGCUACUGGGCAUUGGCGUGAGCGGUGCCGUCUACUGGGUCUUGAUCUCGCGCGCGGAUAAGGAUCUCUUUGAAUUGGACGCCCUCGAGAGUGAGAGUCUCAUUUUCCCUCCCUUCCCUGCUUCGGACGAGAACACUUCGGGUGGCCAGCUGAAAACGCGGGCCAAACGGAGCUCUCGUCACCCUGGUUUCUUCGCCAUCGGCCGUGGCAAGAACAUCUACGUGGUCUCUCCUCAGGCUGCUAUGAACCCGAGUUACGGUGUAUCGGGCCCCGCCCGCAUUGUCAACAGCGAGAAGUUCUUCAAGGAGCGUGCUCUGAAAAUUUCGACCGGCAAGGCCGGCAAGGACUUCAUGUUCAGCGAUGAUGAUACGGUCAUUGCCUCUCUUGACAAGACCGGCCGACUUCGCUUCUGGGAUAUCCGCGAGGCGGUUAGCAACCCGGCUUUCUUUACCUCGGGCCCUGGCCCGGCUGAGGUCCGCGUUCCCCUGAAUACUUUUGUGACUGGUUCGCCCGCUGAGAAGUCGUGGCCCACCUCGGUGCUGUUCAUCGACAAGCUGCGGCCGUAUGUGAAGUCGAUGGCACUGCGUUACGUGUUGGUGGGACUGAAGCAGAACCACACCCUGCAGCUCUGGGAUAUUGGGCUGGGCAAGGCUGUGCAGGAGCUCAAGUUCCCCCAUGAGAACGAGUCGGAUGCCAUCUGCAGUGUCGCCUACCACCCUGCGUCGGGCAUCAUCGUCGUGGGACAUCCCACGCGCAACUCCAUCUACUUCGUCCACCUGUCUGCCCCCAGAUACAACUUACAAGCCAUGUCGCAGGCUUCCUUCAUCAAGCGUUCGGGCGAGAAGGAUAGCACCUUGCCCAAGCCGGAGUCCACUGCUUGCAUGAGCGGUAUUCGUGAGAUCUCCUUUGCUUCGAAGGGCCAGCUGCGCAGCUUGGACCUUCUUCCAGUCACCAAGAGCGCUGGCGAAGAGAGUGGUCUGUUCGAACUCUACGUGAUGCACUCGCGCGGAGUGACAUGUCUCAAUAUCAAGAAGGAAGACUUGGGCUGGACCGCCGACAAUAAGAUCAUCCGGCCCGUGAAUGCGCUGGAGGAGGGGCUCAUUGACAUUGCCGAGCUUCAGACCUUCCCCACGUAUGUGGCGGACGAGCCAUCGGUUAACGGCGAUUCGGUCCCUACGCCCACCAAGCCCGCUGCCAAGGAGAUCGCAAAGAAGGUUCCGGAGUUGAACACGGAGGCAGCCGCCGCCGCCGGUCCCAGCACUUUGCGUACUCAGUCACCUACCAAGCUGGUGACCAUCAAGAAGCCAGGUCAGGAGCAGGCCGAGCCUGUCGCUACUGUCAACGCAUCCGAUAAAUCUGAAAAGAAGAAGAAAAAGAAGAGCGUUGCGUCGGCGCCCAUCCCGGCUGAACCCUCGGUCAAGGGCAAGGAGCCCGCGGCCGCGAACGAGGCACUCACCGGUGACUCUGCUGCUACCGUUCAGACCCCUGUUAGCGGCGAACAGUUCAGCGGUGAUGCACAGAAGGCACCCGUUGUGCCGGCACCCAUCUUGACUUCCGCCCCCGCAGCGACAGGGGAUUCGGCCGCUAUCAUCAAUCAGCAUCUGGAAGCCCUGCAGACCGGUGUGUCCUCGGAGUUCAACAAGAGUCUUGGUCGUGAACUCGAAGGCUUGUAUCUCCGCUUCGAUGAAGAGCGUCGCAACUGGGAUGCGGCCUCGGCGGCCAAGCAGGAUCAGGUUCUGCGCCUGGUCUCCAGCACCCUGUCUGACAAUGUGGAGAAGAACCUGGCCCGUAUUGUGUCGAGCAGCAUCCAGACUGACGUGGUGCCUGCUUUGACCGAGGUCACGUCCGCCGCUGUCGGUAAGCAGCUCAAUGCCGUUGUUGCCCAGCAGAUGGGAGGUGUUGUGCCCCGUGAACUGCGGCAGGCCCUGCCCGAGGCCGUGAGUCGUGCCGUGCAGCAGCCCGAGCUGAUGAGAGUCCUGUCGGAUGCCGUUGGCCAGAAGCUGGCGACUCAGGUGGAGAGUGAGAUUUCCAAGGCUGUUCACAACACCAUUACCCCUGCUUUCCGGAACGUUGCUGCGCAGACGGCAGAGAAGGUCACCAGUGCUAUGGAGAAGCAGAUGCAGGCUCAGGCAAGGCAGUAUGAGUUGCAGCGCCAGAAUGAUGCCAACAAGAUCGACCAACUCACCUCCCUCGUGCGUGAACUCUCCGAGACUGUUGCGUCCAUGGCGGUGGCACAGACCGAGCUGCAGGGCGAGGUCGCCAAGCUCAACCGUACCUUAGCAACCAAGCCUAAGCCGGAGGUUGAACAGGCGGAGCAGCCCGUCGUGUCUGCGCCUCCCGUUUCUAAAACUCCCGAGCAAGCCGAGAUGGAGGAGAUUACUCAAUUGAUCAGCCAGGGGCGGUACGAAGAGGGUUCCGUCAGGUGGUUGCAAUCCUCUCAGCAGGCCGAUCUAUUCGACAACCUUUUCGUCCGCAUGAACCCCUCUUAUCUGACCAGCCUUUCGCCCAUUGUGGGCCUGUCGGUUGGUGUUGCUGUGACAUCGUCGUUGCAGACCCACGUCAUGGAGCGUUUGACCUGGUUGGAAGUGGUCUUGCAGACGGUUAACCCGAUGGAUCCGGAUAUCCGCGAGCUUGUGCCCAGAAUCAUGGAAAUCCUCAUUUCCCGCUUGGAGGCUUUGUACAUGUCUGUUGCCGAGACGUCGCCCCACGAUCCCAUCACCCGCAAGAUUGCACCUCUGUCGCGCCGUGCCCGGCUGCUCAGGGGAUAAAAGUUGAUUUGCGCAAGAUCCACGUACUGGUUUAAUGAAUAAUGCUUGGGAUGAGAAAACACGGGGAUAUGUAUGAUGGAAGCACCACUUGCAUAUGGGAACGCGGGGUACCUGCUUGGUUUAUCUGGAGCCUGUCGAGGAUUGUUAAUAGCCUAAUAUGACGAGUGAUGCGGUCAGCAUGUAGAUGAUCCGCCGUUGCUAUGUAUUGUACUCUGUAGAC